Molecule: messenger RNA, 2507 nt
Organism: Hypanus sabinus (Atlantic stingray)
Lineage: Eukaryota; Metazoa; Chordata; Chondrichthyes; Myliobatiformes; Dasyatidae
Product: 1-phosphatidylinositol 4,5-bisphosphate phosphodiesterase delta-3-like
Exons: 15
Coding region: 116-2383 (755 amino acids)
Biological process (GO): lipid metabolic process; intracellular signal transduction
Molecular function (GO): calcium ion binding; phosphatidylinositol-4,5-bisphosphate phospholipase C activity
Source: RefSeq, a predicted model, not a curated record
GAGAACUCGGGCGAGAGGAGGUGGGUAGACGGGACGGGACAGCCCCGCUCACAGCGACGUCGCGGAUCGGGGUUACGGAGAGGGCGCAAAGCCCCGGUCGGAGGGAAGGAGGACCAUGAUCGGCAGCAGGUCCUGGGGCUUGGAGCGUCCGCAGCAGGACGGAGACAGCAAGAAACUCGCUUUGAAAGCCUUCCAGAAAGUUGGACUUCAUGAAGACGAUGACGUCAAGUACAUGAUGAGAGGCAGCAAGUUAAGGAAAGUCAAGUCCAGUAAAUGGAAGAAAGAUCGGCAGAUGAAGUUGCAGGAGGAUGGUCUGUCCAUCUGGUACGAGUCCAGGAAUAAGCCUCCUACGUUCUCGGUGAUGGAUAUCCGGGAGGUCCAGGAGGGACACCAGUCGGAGGUGAUGAAGAAACACGGCAGCAGUUACUCGGAGAAACGUUGCUUCACCAUCGUGUUUGCGGGCAGCCGGAGCAGCCUGGACCUGGUGGCGGCCACGGAGGAGGAAGGGAGGCGGUGGGUUCAGGGGCUGAAGAAACUGAGCAGAAGAGUGGCAGCCAUGAGCCAGCAGGACAAAAUUGAACACUUAAUUCAUCAACACCUGCACAAGGCUGAUAAAAAUAACGACAACAAGAUCAGCUUUAAGGAAAUGAAAAAUAUGCUUAAAAUGAUCAACCUGAAAGUAAAUGAUGAUUAUGUCAACUUUCUCUUUCAGCAAUGUGACAAGUCGAAGACCAGCAAACUGGAGGAGCACGAGAUCGAGGAGUUCUGCAAGCUGCUGAUGCAACGGCCAGAGCUGGAGCAGAUCUUUCAGCAUUUCUCAGGCAAGGAGGAAAGGCUGAGCAUCGAUGGGCUGGAACUCUUCUUGGAAGAACAGAAGGAGACAGUUACAAAGGAGAACUGUUUGAACAUCAUACAAAAAUACAGAGUUUAUGAUAAUGGCCAGAUAAACCAGGCCUUGACCCUAGAUGGCUUCAUGAUGUACCUGCUGUCUCCUGAGGGGAACAUUUUUAACCCUGACCAUGACCGAGUCUACCAGGACAUGAGCCAGCCUCUCAGCCACUACUUCAUCUCAACCUCCCAUAACACCUACCUGAUGGAGGACCAGCUGGGAGGACCAAGCAGUACUGAGGCGUACAUCAGAGCUCUUCUGCGGGGCUGUCGCUGUGUGGAGUUGGACUGCUGGGAGGGGCCAAAUGGAGAGCCAAUCAUCUACCACGGAUACACCCUCACCUCAAAAAUCCUCUUCAAGGACGUCAUCACAACGAUCCGGGACUACGCCUUCACGGUCUCCCCAUACCCGGUCAUCCUCUCCCUGGAGAACCACUGCGGCAAAGAGCAGCAGACGGUCAUGGCCCGGCACUUGAAGGGAAUUCUCAGUGACAUGCUGGUUACGGCCACGAUCGAUGGGAAAGUCCCAAAGGAGCUUCCGUCGCCCGAGGAGCUCAAGCAGAAGAUUCUAAUAAAGGGGAAGAAACUGAGGAUCUCUGGGCCCGCUGCAGUGCAGCAGGAGGAAGCAGGAGAUGAUUGUGAAGAAGAGAAUGUGAAAAAUGAAAAGAAGAACAAAAAGAAACUCACAAAGGAGCUAUCGGAUCUGGUGAUUUAUUGUCAGAGUACCCAUUUCCAGAGCUUUGAGCAGACCUGGAGCAGGCAGGCUCCUCACGAGACAUCCUCCUUCUCUGAAACCAAGGCCAAGAGGUUGAUUGCUGAAAAUGGGUUCAGUUUUGUUGCCCACAACACCCUGCAGCUUUCCAAGGUUUACCCGCUGGGUUCCCGAGUCGAUUCGUCCAACUUCAACCCUCAGGAGAUGUGGAAUGGCGGCUGUCAACUGGUGGCCCUGAAUUUCCAGAAAGCCGGAGUGGAGAUGGAUCUGAAUAAAGGGAAGUUUCGACAGAACGGUCGGUCGGGUUACAUCCUGAAGCCCAGUUUCAUGAGGAACAGGAACAUUCAGUUUGACCCUUCACGGCCCAUGGAAGGGUCAGGCCUCAACAGGAAGCAACUGAUCAUUGAUGUUAUUACAGCUCAGCAACUCCCUAAAGUGAAUAAGGACAAAAAGAACUCCAUUGUGGACCCCCUGGUGCGUGUGGAAGUGCAUGGUGUGCCUGAAGAUAAUGCUACAAAAAAGACAAGGCACAUUGAAAAUAACGGUUUUAACCCGGUGUGGAAUGAAGCGCUCCGGUUUACAAUCAACGUUCCCGAGUUGGCGUUGAUCCGCUUCCUGGUUGAGGAUUACGACUCAUCGUCCAGCAACGAUUUCAUUGGGCAGUUCACCCUCCCGUUCACCAGCAUGAAAGAAGGUUACCGUCACAUCCACCUGCUGGCCAGGGACUCGGCACCCCUCUCUCCUGCCACUCUCUUUGUCCGGGUCAGGAUUAGGAGCAUGUAGUGUGGACCAAGCUGACAACUGGACUGAAUAAACUGAUUCAGUUCUCCCAGGAGCUGGGCAACUAGAAUCAAAAUGAUGGGACCUUCCAACAAUGUAUAUACAGAGAUAGAGUCGGUUAUCGUAA